Messenger RNA from Solanum verrucosum, 486 nucleotides. RefSeq lists its product as uncharacterized. The transcript is spliced from 2 exons. The coding region runs from base 1 to 486 and encodes 161 amino acids. The record is from RefSeq and is a predicted model, not a curated record. Lineage: Eukaryota; Viridiplantae; Streptophyta; Magnoliopsida; Solanales; Solanaceae.
AUGGUGGUGGAGCCAAGAGAUGAGAUGAGUAGGUAUGUAAUAGGUGUGUCUAGCUUGGUGAGGAAAGAAUGCCGUUCGGCUAUGCUUCAUGACAACAUGGAUAUAUCUCGUCUUAUGGUGUAUGCUAAACAAAUGGAGGAUGAAAAACUCCAAGAAAGGAAUAGAGAUGUGAAGAGGCCUAGGACCGAUGAUAGAAACUCCUCCAAGGAGUGGCCAUAUGGUGAAAGUUUGCCCCAUGUUAAAGGUUCAAGGGAGAGAGGGAAAGCAAGCCCUCUAAGUGGCUCAAAUUUCGAUGCUCCCAAGAAGAAUCGCUUACAUACCCUCCAAUCCCGAAGUGAUCAAGAGGGCUCUCCGGACGUUGUUACCGUUAUGUUACAAGUAUUCUCAAUUAAUGUUUAUGCAUUAUUAGAACUUGGGGCCACUUUGUCUUUUGUUACUCCUUUUGUGGCAAUGAAAUUUGAUGUACUCCCUGAUGUCUUAAAAUAA